AUGGCAGCCAAAAAGGAAUUCAUUCUCAUCAUUAAUGACAAGCCCGGCGUGCUUGAGAAACGGAAGGAGAUUCGGCCUCAACAUCUUGCAGCUAUGAAGCCGCUCAUUGCAGCAGGAAAAGUUGUCGCCGGAGGGGCGCAAGUGAGCACUCACCCACCGGAGGGGCAGUUCCCCGAUGCCAAGGGCAGUGUGAUCAUUUAUGCAGUCGAAAACCUCGAGGAAGCCAAGGAGUUUGUCAAGAACGACCCUUAUACGGUGAACGGAGUAUGGGACAUUGACACUGCCAAUUUCAUCCCCUAUAUCUCUGCCGUCCGAGAGCCUUUGAAUUAG
Molecule: messenger RNA, 330 nt
Organism: Clonostachys byssicola
Lineage: Eukaryota; Fungi; Ascomycota; Sordariomycetes; Hypocreales; Bionectriaceae
Source: the annotation of a GenBank genome assembly